Penicillium psychrosexuale is the source of this 1155-nucleotide messenger RNA. RefSeq lists its product as uncharacterized. Bases 1 to 1155 code for a protein of 384 amino acids. The record is from RefSeq and is a predicted model, not a curated record. The transcript has a single exon. NCBI's taxonomy places the organism in Eukaryota, Fungi, Ascomycota, Eurotiomycetes, Eurotiales, Aspergillaceae.
AUGUCACAGUCUAUGGAGGAUAAUAUGCAGGCAGGCCCCCCGGGGCCGAGAGAGUUGUGCCAGAUAGCUUCAAACUGCAUGCUGUCGGCUUUUAACAUGAGAAAUGCUGUCAAGGGCGCCAAAGACAAUCUCAUGCGCACCGCCACGGACCGCCCGAGAAUUCCUAAAUCGUCCAUCGUUUCUAGUGCUGAAUACGUGUUCGCUACCGUUAUGUUCGGAGGACUCUGGUACUUUUACGCCAGUCAUUCUUCGGUCAAACCAAUUUUGGACACCUGGUGUUCAUGGCUCAAUGACCGGGUUCCCGGUGCUAGGGCACCGCCAAUCACGACUAUUCCUUGGCUCGGCUCUACUAAAUCGUUGUUCACUGCCGAUACAGAGACAGAUAUUCUCGCGACUUUGUGGACUUUCGUGACCCGCGGUGCUGGUAAUCUCCAACCUACCGGGUAUCAGGCCAGCUUCUCUGAGUUCUAUUCAAUGAUGGCGCUGCGAGCAGGCGUCAGUUUUGUCGCUUGCGAUGGCACGCUAGUAGUCGAUGUUGCUGUCGUCGUGCAGACAGUGGCCCAGAUUCCAAAUCUAGGGUAUGAUGGUAUGACCGGGGACCAAAGGGGAGCUGCGAUAUUUCUCAAUGGCGGUAUGGGCAAAGCUUGGGCUGCUCGCUUUCUUGCAGCCGUCCGUUGGUAUACCAUCUGCUCUCCUAGUGCGAUGGGAUUGAGCGCAAUAGCGAGCGGCUUAUAUGCAUACACAUCAAAACGCCAUGGACCCGGUUAUUGGAAUUACGUCCGCCCACGACUCAUCUGCAUGCAGGGUCAUACGUCCAGCUUUGAUUUACCCGUAUGUAACCCCAGCUUUUGGUACGAUGGCGGGCUUGAAGGGUGUCGGCCAGCGCCGCCCCAUCCUUGCAGUCACCGCCCACGCCCGAUAUACAACUCCCCUCUAAUUGAUGCCAUCAACGCUGUGUCUUCAAUUACAGAGUGUGAGACUUAUGGCCAAUGGCGCUCCCAGAUUGAUACAUCCGUUGCCAGUGUGGAUAGUUGGCUGCGUGACCUAGCAAGCCAUGGUGAGAGCGAUGUCUUGCUCCGUGCCACAGCAGGAGCAGCCCCAAGCUUCAUUAAUCUGUUAUCUAGCACCCUCGCUGCUGAGCUGGAAUAUGAUUGA